AGGCCCCGCCCCGCCGGCCGUCCAUAUAGCAUAUCUCUGGCUCGCGCGCGCACCAUUGUGUGGCUGGACUCGGCCGCUGCUGCGGUGUGAGGCGCGUGUUCGGGCUCUCGCCGUCCCCGCACCCGCACCGCGGCUCCCGUCUUGCGGUCUAGUGUUCGGUAGCCAGCCUUUGGGCCCUCUGCCAGCCACGGACAUGCCGCGCGUCUACAUAGGACGCCUGAGCUACAACGUCCGGGAGAAGGACAUCCAGCGCUUUUUCAGUGGCUAUGGCCGCCUCCUCGAAGUAGACCUCAAAAAUGGGUACGGCUUCGUGGAGUUCGAGGACUCCCGCGACGCCGACGACGCCGUUUACGAGCUGAACGGCAAGGAGCUCUGCGGCGAGCGCGUGAUCGUGGAGCACGCCCGGGGCCCGCGCCGCGAUCGCGAUGGCUACAGCUACGGAAGCCGCAGUGGUGGAGGUGGAUACAGCAGUCGGAGAACUUCUGGCAGAGACAAAUACGGACCACCUGUUCGUACAGAGUACAGGCUUAUUGUAGAAAACCUAUCUAGUCGUUGCAGUUGGCAAGAUUUAAAGGAUUUUAUGCGACAAGCAGGUGAAGUAACUUAUGCGGAUGCUCAUAAGGAACGCACAAAUGAGGGCGUAAUUGAAUUUCGCUCCUACUCUGACAUGAAGCGUGCUUUGGACAGACUGGAUGGUACCGAAAUAAAUGGCAGAAACAUUAGGCUUAUUGAAGAUAAGCCACGCACAAGCCAUAGGCGGUCUUAUUCUGGAAGCAGAUCUAGGUCACGCUCUAGAAGGAGGUCACGGAGUAGGAGUCGCAGGAGCAGCCGCAGUAGAUCUCGGAGUAUCUCGAAAAGUCGCUCCCGAUCCAGGUCGAGGAGCAAAGGUCGAUCCCGUUCUCGAUCAAAGGGGAGGAAAUCUAGGUCAAAGAGCAAGUCUAAGCCCAAGUCUGAUCGGGGCUCCCGGUCUCGUUCCCGAAGCAGAUCUAAGGAGUAUGAGAAAUCUCGAAGCAGGUCUGGAUCACAGUCUCGAUCCCCCAAAGAAAAUGGAAAAGGUGAUAUAAAGUCAAAAUCCAGAUCAAGGAGCCAGUCUCGUUCCAAUUCACCCCUACCUGUUCCACCCUCAAAGGCUCGUUCUGUGUCCCCUCCACCAAAAAGAGCUACUUCAAGAUCCCGUUCUAGAUCUCGCUCAAAGUCAAGAUCAAGGUCCAGAUCAAGUUCCAGAGAUUAACCCAGAACUCUACAUUCUUUGCACACUAUUACAGAACAUUUUCCUACUUGCUUAGGCAGUUACUCUUCCAUGUUUAUACUUGGCCUCUUCUGCAAGAAGAAUCUCUUGAAAACAGGGGCACAGAGAAAUUUGAUUUGUGGCCAAAUUUGAUGAAAAAGAUAAGGUUCUAAGGAAUGGUGGCAUGAAGUCAGAGACCCUCUCUUCUUUGUAGAAUUAAGAUAACUUUGAUUUUAUAGCUUUUGAGCUAAAAUAACUUUUGUAAAGAUUAAGCUCAUUUAGAUUUUUUUUUUUUUAAGUAUUUCAGCAGGAUCUGCUGCAAGGGUUUUUUCUUGUUUUAUUUGUUUGCUUAUUUUUAAAUUAACCGUUUCAAGCUUUGAAUACUUAAGGCUUUAGAGGGAGAACCCAAUUUGCAAAUUAUGUUGGCUUUUUAUAAAGCUUGAGUUAUGUAAGAUUUAAAUAAAAGUUUGCUACCAAGAUGAUUGCCUUAUUUGAAUAGGUCACUAUUAAAUUCCUUUAAAUGUCGAUAUCUGCUAUUUGUGGAAACAGUGUAAAUUCUACUUAAGUGUAAAACAAGGCAAGCCUCAGACCAGCAAUAAAUUAUUCAGUUGGGAUAACAUUUUGUGCUGUUACUCAAAUUUGCCAAAGUCUUUAUCUGCCCAUUUAACAAGCUGGGUUAAAAAUAAAAGAUACUUUGUAGUCAAUCUGUUAACAGUUUUACCUAGAUAAAUGUUUAAAUAAUGAAACUUCUCAAACAUUAAUUUCAAGAAAUAGCUCCUAAUGCUUGGGAUCUUGUUUUGAUAAUCCAAUUUCUGAAAGUCAGUGUAGUGUUGAAGUGUGGUUCAAUGAUCUUUAUAUGUUGUAUGAAAACAAAAGUAGUGUUUCUUUGAUCAGAAAUUUAGUGUAUUCAAAGUAGAAAAGUACAUACUGCUUUUUCUGCUGAAAGAUUGUUAUGUUUAUGCAACAGAUCCUUGGUGAACUCAGUUGCUGAAUAAAAUUAGACCCAUGCUGUGGCUCAUUCCUAGCAUUCUGGGAGGCCGAGGCUGGAGUAUCCCUGGAGCUCAGGAGUUUGAGUUUGCAGUGGGUUAUGAUGCCAGUGUACUCUAGCUGGGCAACAGAGCAAGACUCUGUCUAAAAAAAAGAAACUAAGUUACAGCCAGCAGUCAUUCCCCCUCUUUGUAGCUAGUGGGGUCAUGUAGUAAUUGGUUAGUUCAUCUUUGUAAAUUCUAUACUUUGUGUAGUUUGGUUUGAAAAACAAUUAAAUGGGUAAACUAAAAGCUUUCUGUACUUUAUUAUGGAUCAAGUGUAAUGAAUACUGUGGAAAACAAAUUAGAAUACUGCAAAUUUGUAGGUGUUACUGGGUUAGCGGUUAGUCUAUUCAUUCGCGAGCCUAAUUAGUUGAAAUUGCAGUUCAAGAAGUGAAUUAACCCUAUGAUCCUUUAUUCAGAUGUUAUUUCACUUAAAAGCACUUAUUAACCUUGAUCUAAAACCAAGAUGUAGAUUAAUUGGCUCAGCUUAAAUGUUAGGACCUGUCCCUGGUUAAGGUGCCAUGGGUUGGAUUGUAAUAGGGCAUGGUGGUACACUACUCAUUGUGCCACAGAUGUGACAGAAAGCUCGAUACUGUAGGGUUGGUUUGUAUGUUCAGAUAAUCCAGAAACAUCUAAUAAAAGGCUGAGUGAAAAAAUUUGAGUCAAAUAUCUAGGUGUCAAUCACAGCAGGUGAGAGAGUACUUGAUAACAUGCAAAAAGCCUUGUUUUUAAGAAAUUACUAGGCUUCCUGUUAAAAAUCUUAAAGCUUAACCUUAGAAAUACAAUGCCCCAAAAGGUUGAGGUUUCCAUUAUCUUUCUUUCUUUGAUACCUUGUUUUAGAUGUUUAUAAAAAAAUGGAUUUAUUUUUCCAAUAUAAACUUUAGAAGUUAAGGGAAGAAAAUUAUGUCUGUAAUUAUAGUUAAUUAUUUUGCCUAUUGAAAGAAGUAAUGACUUUUAAAAAUUGGUUUUGACCAAAGUUCUCUUGUUUUCAGGGAAAGAACAUAAAAGCUUUUUGAACCACAGCCUUUUAAGGAAGGGGGGAGCUUAUUAAAAUGUGAAGUUUGGCUUUCUGAAAGUAUGCAACAUCCUUCAGCUGGGCUCACUUCUGUUAAUGUGACAUCAUAUGGUAAUGGGCAGGUUUGACUACAUUGUUAGCUGCCCCAGUAAGUGGGUAAUUGUAUAGGUAAAUGCCUGCACCCGUAAACAUUUUCUAGUAAUAGCAAAGACCAAUUUGUUAAAAAGUCUAGUCUUACUCCAUGCCAGUAGACCCAAGUCAUUGGAGGCACUAAACUACUGUAUAACAUCGGCCCACUUGAGAA
This is a messenger RNA of Microcebus murinus (gray mouse lemur), 3575 nucleotides long. It is a transcript of the gene SRSF6, whose product is annotated as serine and arginine rich splicing factor 6. NCBI's taxonomy places the organism in Eukaryota, Metazoa, Chordata, Mammalia, Primates, Cheirogaleidae. The record is from RefSeq and is a predicted model, not a curated record. Gene Ontology annotation, molecular function: mRNA binding. Gene Ontology annotation, cellular component: cytoplasm; nucleus.